AUGUCCUACUCUGAUGAAGACAAAGAAAGUUUCUAUCAAGAACUGAAGAACUGUUUAGAAAAAGUCCCAAAGGAAGAUAAACUCCUGGUACUUGGUGACUUCAAUGCACGUAUUGGGGAUAAUGAAGAAUCAAUCCAAAAGCUAUUAAAUGAAAAAGAUGUGCUUUUCAAAAAACACCUGAACGUGAACUCGGAAAAGAGUAAAGCUGACUUCAAGAUGAGGAAGCCGCUGGUGGAGAAGAAGCGGCGCGCGCGCAUUAACGAAAGCCUGCAGGAGCUCCGGGGUCUGCUGACCGACACCGAGUUGCAUGCAAAGAUGGAGAACGCAGAAGUGCUGGAGCUGACGGUGAAGCGGGUGGAGAGCAUCCUCCGGGACCGGACACCUGAGGCGGACAGGAUGGGUGGGGAGGUCAGUGAGCGCUUCACCGCGGGAUACAUCCAGUGCAUGCACGAGGUUCACACCUUCGUGUCCACGUGCCCCGGCAUCGACGCCCCGGUAGCGGCGGAACUUCUCAACCACCUGCUGGAGCGCCUGCCGUUAAACGAGGACCUGCAGGGCGGCAUCUUUGAUCUCGGGUCCGAGCUUCUGCCUCCUACGGGAGCGCGCGCACCGGCUCUGUCCCCGAACUCCGCCCUGGAGGAGACCUUCAGCGGGUCAGCUCCGGGCUCGGGGGGGCGGGAGGAGGAGCAGGAGGACCGGAGCUCCGCCCCUUACUGCACGUCCUUGUGGAGACCGUGGUAGAGCCACGAGCGCACCGGAAACACCUGUACACUGACGCAAUAACCGGAAUUAAUUAAUGCAAAUCAACAAAAAAUACUUUACACAUUUUAGGGAUGCUGCAGCACAUCAGGUUUAUAAUAACACACACACACACACACA
Molecule: messenger RNA, 879 nt
Organism: Neoarius graeffei (lesser salmon catfish)
Lineage: Eukaryota; Metazoa; Chordata; Actinopteri; Siluriformes; Ariidae
Product: transcription cofactor HES-6-like
Exons: 5
Coding region: 1-741 (246 amino acids)
Biological process (GO): regulation of neurogenesis; anterior/posterior pattern specification; regulation of transcription by RNA polymerase II
Cellular component (GO): nucleus
Molecular function (GO): DNA-binding transcription factor activity, RNA polymerase II-specific; protein dimerization activity; RNA polymerase II cis-regulatory region sequence-specific DNA binding
Source: RefSeq, a predicted model, not a curated record